GCCGUGACGGAAAGCGCGGAGAAAACGGACCUCAGGGCAAGGCUGGUUUCUGAAGCACUGUACUUCGUACUGUACCUAGGUACUUACUUCUUACAGUGCAGUGCAAGUGCAGUGACGAGCUGGAACUUGGAACCACAUAACUCUUCCUCCCUUCGGCUCCUCUUUCUCCUCUCCGUCCUCUCCCCCCUCCCAAAGUGAACACCACCCCAACCGACUGAAAGAGGUGAUACACCUGUCCUCUCUUCCUUUCCUUCGCCUCAUCUCUCCUCUCCUCUCCCCACCACCCCACCUCCACCCCUUAUCUCCCUCGUUUUCUGUUCUUCGGAGCUGGUCUCACUCCAGGGGCUGGUCCAAUAUUCUCCGUCUCUGCUGCUGCCACUUGGUCCCUUUGGUGUCACUGCACCCCAUGAUGAUGGAGCUUACAUUGCCGGUCCUCUAAUCCAUUCAGCUCCCCAAUGAGUUCAUUCGGCAGCCUUCUCUUCGUUUAUGUCCUUGGUGGACUCACGUUUAUCCCUCUGGUCCUAUCGCUAUUCCUCCUCUAUGCCUAUCUGACUGCAACAUCCCCGCCCUCUCACCUAACCCGCCAACCCGCACACGACUCCCUGCAACGCGAUAACGAUGAUCAAUACAGCCUAAAGUCCGGGACCGAUGAGCUGGCGGAGAAGUUCCAUCGUACGCAUGACUCGGACGUGGCCGCCGGAUAUUUCGCCGUUUGUCGUGAAUAUGUUCCCGGGGGUGUCAAUGGGAAACCUCCGGAACGAACCACCCCGGCGGGUGAGGUGAUCGCCGCGGAGAGCCCCAGCGUCUACCAAGCCAUGUAUAGAAGUUUAUUCGAUCGCAAGCAGACGCCGACUAUCGAACCGACUAAAAAUGUUACCAAGAACGGAAAGCGGGCGCGCAAUGUAUUCUACAUUGUGCUUCGGCAUGGGCACUUGAUGCUCUACGAUAAUGCGAACCAAGUGGAAGUCCGAUACGUCAUUUCCCUUGCCCACCACGACGUGAGCAUUCAUGGCGGAGAGGGAGAAAUUCCGGAAGGAGAGCUAUGGCUGAAAAGGAACGCUAUCUGCCUCUCGCGGCGUUUGGAGUCAUUGGGAGACCUCGGAGGCCCCACGCCACCGUUCUUUUUAUUCUCGGAGAACCUGUCGGAGAAGGAGGACUUCUACUUCGCCAUGCUCCAGAACCAGUCCAGGCUGUGGAACUCCGCGGAUAGCCCUCCGAAGCAUCAGGCCUUCGAUACCAAGCACAUUGUGACGCUUGUGCAGCGACUUCAUUCCUCCGAGGAACAGCUGCAAACCCGCUGGAUCAACGCCGUCCUAGGUAGGUUGUUUCUUGCGAUGUACAAGACGCCGGAGAUGGAGGAUUUCAUCAGGAAGAAGAUCACCAAGAAGAUAUCUCGCGUCAACAAGCCGAAUUUUAUCAGCAAGAUCGGUCUACAAACGAUAGACAUGGGGGAAGGGGCCCCCUUCAUUAUCAACCCAAGGCUCAAGGAUCUGACUGUCGAUGGCACCUGUUGCGUGGAGACGGACGUGCAGUAUACCGGCAAUUUCCGGGUUCAGAUCUCGGCUACCGUCCGUAUCGAUCUGGGUCCUCGCUUCAAGGCCCGGGAAGUCGAUAUUGUCCUAGCGGUUGUCCUGAAGAAACUCGAGGGGCAUUUGCUCAUUAAGUUCAAACCGCCUCCGAGUAAUCGGAUCUGGAUAUCAUUUGAAACCAUGCCCAACAUGGAGAUGAAUAUUGAGCCGAUCGUGAGCUCCAAGCAGAUUACCCUUGGUAUCAUCCUACGUGCCAUUGAAAGCCGAAUCCGUGAAGUGGUCGCGGAGAGCUGUGUUCUGCCAUUCUGGGAUGAUAUACCAUUCCUGGACACUCAACCCCAGCGUUUCCGUGGCGGAAUCUGGCAGAGAGAUAUUCCGAAACCUGAUGAGAAAGCGGAUAUCCCGGAUGAAUCUGAUGCGCAGCCUCCGAUGCCUGGGGGUGUCCCAGAUCAGUCCGUGGAAAUAUUGAAGAUGAAGGACGAACGCACGAUGAGUGCGCCUGCGCUCGGAGAGUCAGGUACCGCGACCUUGAAGGCCCGCAAGGCCUCGAAGGCCUCUAUUUGGGACUCCGAAAAGAGUGGCACAAGCGCCCUGUCUUCUGCUGUCGAGAAACUGGGUACCUCGCCUCCAAGAGUCAUCCGUUCCCAGACCUUCUCCCACGCCGCGGACCCCGUGGUGACGGCCGAUCAUGUAGGGUUCGACCGAGUCUCAUCCGAAUCCAAGGGAGAGGAAAAGAUCAACGCAACCAGCACGAUGAACGAGGUUUCCACCCGUUCCCCGCCUAGCUCACCAGAAAGGACACCUGGCACUUCACCUCCCAUCGAUAGUCACUUGGUCCCAACAAGUGCUUCUCAGAGCCGCGAGCCUUCCAUUAUCGAGUCGGUUGACAGCUCUCGAGAGUCUUAUGGUGAUUUGCCCACACGACCCCCUUCGAUUCAUCACGGCAGUGAGUCGUCGAUGAACGUAGACAACAUGACGAAUGCUUCAACCACAUCCUUGAGCAGCAAUAAAUCGCGACGGCGGAGCACGAUGGAGACAUUGACUCGAUCUCUUACAUCCGCAACAAACUCCGAUGUCAAGUCACAAGCCUCUCUGACCUUCAACACGGCAACGUCCGUGGCCAAGAAAUGGGGAUGGAACGUGUUUGGCAAGGGGGAUUCCAGCUCCGGUCAGGAUGUCGCCCGUCCUGCUGGUACACCGGAGCAGCCGAUUGGGCGUGGCCAUCCCCUCCCACCCCCAGGCACACCGCUGCCGCGACCUGACAAGGUCAGCUACAGACGAACUGGAAGUUCGACGGUUGUCCCCAAACGCAAGCCGGUUAGCCACGCACCGCUUCCCGAGCAUAAGCCGGAGAAAGAGAAUCACCGACCGGUUCCAAAACCUCCUUUGCCGCCCCGAAGAAAGCCUGUGUAUUAUCCCGAUGACAGCAGUAGCCGUCCUAACGAACUAUUGGUGGUUGAAGCGCCAUAUGAUUCAGGUCCCAACAGCCCGGUUGUUGACAUGACCCCGGAAGGAACAUUGGCAACAACACCGAAGGAAGCUGACGCAUCACGACAAUCACUGUCGGAUGAAACUCAGAAUCAUGGUAGUCUCGUGGAAGCGAACGCAGAUCAGGCAGCAUCCGAGCCAAAACCAACGCCGGUAGCCUCCGUGGUCAACCCCGACUCUGGAAAACACGGAAUGGAAUGGCUGUCAGCCACAGACGGAAUCAUUCCUUGAGAGAAUGAACUGAUCGUUGCAUGCCAUUGUGUCUUCUAUGGUGUCUGUAUUGUUGAUGGCCAUACAUCGCAGAGCGCUGUGCGUUCCCCAUGGACGUCUCGCGUAGAGCCAUCAUGAUGAUAGGAAAGGCUGGAUUGGGCUGGCUACUCAAGCAGCUUCAGGUGGCAGCAGACUACCACUAUAUCAGACUUAACUUAUAUCACUUGCUGCAUUUCUUUUCUCGGCUGGUUCUUGAGCGCGCAAGGUGCACGGCAACAGGAGGCGUUGUGGAUUGUUUGGCUGUAAUUCGAAUACGAUUAGUUCUACUGAGGUAGUGUGGGACUGGUGAAAUAUAGAAGGUGAAGUAGA
Molecule: messenger RNA, 3596 nt
Organism: Aspergillus japonicus CBS 114.51
Lineage: Eukaryota; Fungi; Ascomycota; Eurotiomycetes; Eurotiales; Aspergillaceae
Exons: 2
Coding region: 456-3248 (930 amino acids)
Biological process (GO): phospholipid transport
Cellular component (GO): endoplasmic reticulum; ERMES complex
Molecular function (GO): lipid binding
Source: RefSeq, a predicted model, not a curated record